This is a messenger RNA of Coprinopsis cinerea okayama7#130, 1350 nucleotides long. RefSeq names its product cytochrome P450. Lineage: Eukaryota; Fungi; Basidiomycota; Agaricomycetes; Agaricales; Psathyrellaceae. The record is from RefSeq and is a predicted model, not a curated record. The transcript is spliced from 9 exons. Bases 1 to 1350 code for a protein of 449 amino acids. Gene Ontology annotation, molecular function: iron ion binding; oxidoreductase activity, acting on paired donors, with incorporation or reduction of molecular oxygen; heme binding.
AUGUAUCUCGAAGCCAUGGGCCAACCCAUCAUAGUACUCAACUCCCUCCCUGUUGUGGUCGAUCUAUUGGAGAAGCGAGCGCCCAACUUCUCCGAGCGCCCAGCGACACCUGCCUUUGAGAUCAUGAACUACAACUGGAUGUUUGGACUCAUGAGCUACAGUGAUCCAUCCUGGAAAGCCCAUCGCAAGACGUUCCACAAGUUCUUUCACCAGUCCGAAAUACCCAAGUACAGGCCUAUCCUGGAACAAGAAAUGCUCGUCUUCCUCCGCCGUCUAUCCAACAACCCUAGCGCUUUCCAUGAAGAGACUCGUUCGUACUUUGGGUCUAUCAUCAUCCGCAUCUCGUAUGGCGUGAACGACAGGGAUUACAACAACGUCCUCACAGAACGCGCUGAACGGAUUAUUAAAGGAUUCUCGGAGGUUGCACUUCCUGGAAACUAUCUGGUCAACAUAUUCCCGAGUCUCGCUUAUGUUCCUGCUUGGUUCCCUGGAGCAGGCUGGAAACGAAGAUUGAUGGAGUUGGCUGCGAACAUGAAUUCGGCUCUCCUCGACUCGUGGAGCGACGCGAAAGAAAGAGUGAGGAAUGGAUACCAAAGCGAAUUCCCGAACGUUGCAACGCAGGUCAUUGAGGCUUUGCCGGCCGAAAGUGAUCCCAGCUACCUAGAGGAGGAAGCAGUAGCGAGGAAUAGCACAGUGGUUGCAUACGUCGCUGGGGCAGAUACGACUGUCAGCUCCGCCCAUGUGUUGUUCUUUGCUCUAGCAUCUAAUCUAGAGGCUCAACGAAAGGCUCAAGAAGAACUCGACGAAGUAGUUGGAGCAGAGAGAUUACCCAUGCCUGAAGAUAUCCCCCAACUCCCGUAUAUCCAAGCUAUUGUUAAGGAGCUUUCCCGAUGGCACACCGUCGCACCGCUCUGCAUUCCCCACGCCGUGAAGGAUGAUGACGAGUACCAGGGUUACUUCCUUCCCAAAGGAAGUAUCGUGUUUCCUAACACCUGGGCUAUCAUGCACGACCCGAAGGUGUUCGAAGACCCGAUGAAAUUCAAACCAGAAAGGUACCUGAAGGAUGGAAAGAUCAACCCAGACGUUCGGGAUGCUAUAAGUGACGGAUCCUUCGGAUACGGGCGUCGAGUCUGUCCUGGGAGAUACCUCAGCAACGACGCGCUGGCAUACUUCACAGCCUGCCUCCUUUCUGUUUUUAACAUCACUCCUCCCAAAGACGAGAACGGGAAUCCGACGCAGAUGCCUGAGACUCUCGAGGUAACCUCUAAGGAACUAUUGUCAUCCCCUCUUCCAUACGAGUGCGACAUCACACUUCGCUCUGCCCGACAUGCCAUCCUCUUCUCCGAGUGA